Frankliniella occidentalis (western flower thrips) is the source of this 1953-nucleotide messenger RNA. It is a transcript of the gene dare, whose product is annotated as NADPH:adrenodoxin oxidoreductase, mitochondrial. The record is from RefSeq and is a predicted model, not a curated record. Gene Ontology annotation, biological process: ubiquinone biosynthetic process. Lineage: Eukaryota; Metazoa; Arthropoda; Insecta; Thysanoptera; Thripidae. The coding region runs from base 423 to 1856 and encodes 477 amino acids. The transcript has 7 exons. Gene Ontology annotation, cellular component: mitochondrion.
ACUUUUGACUUAGCGCACGUUUUAAAGUGACAUACCUCGGAGGCGAUUCUAUGCGCCAAUUACUGAUUUGGAACCCUAUUCAAUAUACACAGAGAAAUAAAAUAAUGUCAUUCAGCCAUCAAAAUACUAUCCCUUGACAUCAGUGUGACGACUCGACUUCUGACCUCUUUUCUGUCAAGGUGAUGUUGUGACAUCAAAAUGACAUUUUGUUGUCACUUUGGUAUACGGCUUCAUCAGAUUCUAGAGUGAUUACUUUUCUAUCGCUCAAGUGCAGAUAAUUAUCUUAUGGUAGAUAACGUUGACUUGGAUGUCUAUUUCCCGCAUCCCGGAGUUGCUGCUGCUUCGAUCUGCAUACAUUUAGUUAAAUAACCCAUUUUUCAAGCAUAGUAUUGUUAAAGAUUAAGCGUCACCCUACUUUUAAAAUGAUCCGAUAUUGUAGUCUCUCAAUACAGAGAAGUGUCAGAACUUUUAUGACCUCCUCUACUCAAAGUCAAGUAGCAAAACUUUGUAUUGUUGGUGGGGGUCCUGCUGCCUUUUACACUGCUCAGCAUAUCAUCAAGACUUUUCCUGAAUGUGAAAUUGAUAUUCUUGAACGUCUUCCUGUACCAUUUGGUUUGGUACGUUUCGGGGUUGCUCCUGAUCACCCUGAGGUAAAAAAUGUAAUAAAUACUUUUACCAAGACAGCAAAGUCUCCUCAAGUUAGAUUUGCUGGGAAUGUAAACUUUGGUAUAGAUUUGAGUCUUCAAGAACUAAAAGAAGCCUACCAUGCUGUAAUUUUGACGUAUGGAGCUGAGGAAGAUAAAACAUUUGGAAUUCCUGGAGAAAACUUAAAAAACAUAAUUUCAGCAAGGGAAUUUGUUGGUUGGUACAAUGGACUACCCCGAGAUAAAGACCUGAAUGUUGAUUUAAGUGAUGAAAAUGUUGUCAUCCUUGGCCAGGGUAAUGUAGCAGUAGAUGCUGCAAGAAUGCUUCUGUCGCCCCUAGAUGAAUUGAGGAAAACAGACAUAACUGAACAUGCCUUAGCAACGUUGGCUGAUAGUAAGGUCAAAACUGUGUAUUUAGUUGGUCGACGUGGUCCGAUGCAAGUGGCAUUUACAAUUAAAGAGCUACGAGAAAUGAUAAAUCUGAAGGAUUGCUCAUCAAUAUUUGAAAAAGAGCAUUUUCAAGGAAUUCCAGAACUUAUCCCAAAUUUGGUUCGGCCAAGAAAAAGGCUGACAGAACUUCUUGUGAAAAGCGCUUUAGAAACAAAUCCCAAACCAUCUUCUAAAACAUUUCGACCGUUAUUUCUGCGGAGUCCUCUCUCAUUUACGGGUGACUCUAAGGUUACAGGAGUUGAAUUUGAUCUCAAUACUUUACAAGGAGAGGAGUUUGAACACCAAACAGCUAUUUCAACUGGAGUGAAAGAAUCCAUAAAGUCUGGACUGGUUUUACGUAGUAUAGGGUAUCGUAGUGUUUGUGCUGAUCCCGGAAUCCCAUUUGAUAAACAGAAAGGAAGGGUUAUCAAUACAAAGGGGCGAGUAGACCAUGGUGUCUACAGUGCUGGAUGGUUAUCCACUGGUCCUGUAGGAGUGAUCCUAUCAACGAUGUCAAAUGCAUUUGAAACUGGAGCUAAUGUUGUUGAUGACAUUCGACAAGACAUCAUCAAUUUAAAUGAGAAAAAGCCAGGUCUUAGAGCUAUACUCUCCAAGUUAGAUGCCCGAGGUGUGCAAACUGUAUCUUUUGAUGGCUGGGAAAAAAUUGACCAGGAAGAAACAAAACGUGGUAAGGCACUGGGUAAACCUCGUGAGAAGAUAGUUAAUAUUGGAGAAAUGUUACAGAUUGCUGAAAGUGGAAAGAAACUUACUGCCAAAGGAUAGUUUCCUAGACAAUGAGUUCCAUAUUACAAUAUUUUUUAUCAAAACAUAUACAUUGUUAUUUUUAUAUUUUAUUAAAGAAAAAUUACUUAAAUCUAUA